Molecule: messenger RNA, 2337 nt
Organism: Larimichthys crocea (large yellow croaker)
Lineage: Eukaryota; Metazoa; Chordata; Actinopteri; Sciaenidae
Gene: krt5
Product: keratin 5
Exons: 9
Coding region: 122-1813 (563 amino acids)
Biological process (GO): intermediate filament organization; keratinization
Cellular component (GO): keratin filament
Molecular function (GO): structural constituent of skin epidermis
Source: RefSeq, a predicted model, not a curated record
ACAAGGAGUAGACACUUAGAGGGACUUGACUCUCCUCUUAGUGCUCUCUGCCAAAUCUGUCUCUUUUUGCUACCCUUUUUUCUCUCUGAAUCCUUUUCUUUCAGAGGAAACAGAAUCAAAGAUGAUGAGCGUUAAACGGACCAGCUUUACAAGCAGUUCUGGAGGAAUGAGUGGAGGAAUGAGUGGAGGAAUGAGUGGAGGAAUGAGUGGUGGUGGAAGUUUCAGCGGCGGUAGUUUCAGAAUGUCAUCAGGAGGAGGAGGAGGAGGCGGAGGCAUGAGAAAAUUUUCCUCAAGGUCUGCUGUCGUCUCAUCCAGGGCACCUAUCUCAUCAUCCACUUUUGGGAUGAGGUCAAGCAUGAGUGGUGGUGGUUCUUACAUGAGUGGUGGCGGUGGUGGUUUUGGUUAUGGCAGUGCUAGUGCUGUUGGUGGUGGAGGUGGUUUUGGUUCCAUGUUGAUGGCUGGUGGUGGUGGUGGUGGUGGCGCUUUCGGAGGUGCUAUGAUACCUCAGAUCACAAACGUCCAAGUCAACCAGUCCCUGCUGGCCCCCUUGAACCUUGAGAUCGACCCAACCAUCCAGACUGUCCGUACCAAUGAGAAAGAGCAGAUCAAGACACUCAACAACCGCUUCGCCUCCUUCAUUGACAAGGUCCGCUUCCUGGAGCAGCAGAACAAAAUGCUGGAGACCAAAUGGUCCUUGCUGCAGGACCAGACCACCACCCGCUCAAACAUCGAUGGCAUGUUCGAGGCUUACAUUGCCAACCUGCGCAGACAGCUGGAUGGGCUUGGCAAUGAGAAGAUCAAGCUGGAGGGAGAGCUGAGGAACAUGCAGGGACUGGUCGAGGACUUCAAGAACAAAUAUGAAGAUGAAAUCAACAAGCGCGCUGGUGUGGAGAACGAAUUUGUGCUCCUGAAGAAGGAUGUCGAUGGCGCCUACAUGAACAAGGUUGAGCUGGAGGCCAGAGUUGACGCCCUUCAGGAUGAGAUUAACUUCCUCAGAGCUGUCUAUGACGCUGAACUGCGUGAACUCCAGGGACAGAUCAAGGACACAUCAGUCAUUGUGGAGAUGGACAACAGCCGCGGCCUGGACAUGGACGCCAUUGUGGCUGAAGUCAAGGCUCAGUACGCAGACAUUGCCAACCGCAGCCGCCUGGAGGCAGAGACAUGGUACCAGGAGAAGUACAAGCAGAUUGAGUCGACUGCAGGCCAGGCCGGAGAGGACCUUCGCACCACCAAGAACGAGAUUGCUGAGCUCAACCGCAUGAUCAGCCGUAUUCAGAAUGAGAUUGAAGCAGUCAAGGGACAGCGUGUCAGCCUGGAGGCCCAGAUCGCUGAGGCCGAGGAGCGCGGUGAGCUGGCUGUGAAGGAUGCCAAGGCACGUAUCCGUGACCUGGAAGAAGCCCUGCAGAGAGCCAAACAGGACAUGGCCCGCCAGGUGCGUGAGUACCAGGAGCUCAUGAACGUCAAACUGGCUCUGGACAUUGAGAUUGCGACCUACAAGAAGCUUCUGGAAGGAGAGGAAUCCAGAAUUGCCAGUGGUGGUGGAUCCGCAACCAUCCAUGUGCAGCAGUCCUCCAGCAGCAUGGCAGCCGGUGGCGGCAGCAGCGGCGGCUAUGGCUAUGGUUCAGGAGGCGGCUUCAGCAGCAGCAGCGGCAUGGGCUAUGGGGGCGGCAGUAGCAUGAUGAUGAGCAGCGGCGGUGGCGGCGGCGGCCUGAUGAUGAGCGGCGGUGGCGGCGGCAUGAUGAUGAGCGGCGGCGGUGGCAGCAGCAGCAGCAUGAGAUACAGCAGCAGCAGCAGCAGCUCUCGGCGUUUCUAAAAACAACGGCUGUCUUUCUCUCCAUCCUUCUCAUUUUGUUCUCCUCUUCUUGUCCCACCCUUUCCCUGGCAAGCACUUGUAACUGCUUCCCUAAGCCCUGCCAUCUCUCAGCUCUUUAGCAUUUAGUUCCUAUGUUGCUGCUCCCCUUUUGGCACUGCAUACCUACUUAGAGUCAAAGAUUACAUCAAAAAAAAUACAAGCAGAGGCAGAGAGAUUGUUAGACCAAAAACAAAGAGCAUAUGUGAGUCAGUCCUCUCUUUCUUUCUUCAGUCAGCCUGGCUGUCUUUUGGUUGCUGGAUGUGCUGUCGUGUAGACAAGAGCAUACUUGUAGUGUCAUGACAGAGAAUCCUCACAAGGCAACAAUCAUUGCACACAAAAUGACAACAGCAGCUCUUAGAUUUGCACAUAAGGAGAUCCAGAUCUAAAAAUGUAGAAAGCAUACACAGCAGGUAUCAACAUAGUCUCAACUUCUCUUUUCUGCAAUAUCUCCUCUGUUGUCUUGUCAUCUUGUUGUGCAUUUGAAA